Molecule: messenger RNA, 1968 nt
Organism: Exaiptasia diaphana
Lineage: Eukaryota; Metazoa; Cnidaria; Anthozoa; Actiniaria; Aiptasiidae
Exons: 19
Coding region: 1-1554 (517 amino acids)
Molecular function (GO): GTPase activity; GTP binding
Source: RefSeq, a predicted model, not a curated record
AUGCGGAACGUGGACUCCGCUGACAUCAAGAUAGUGCAGGCGCGUGAAGAAGAUCUUACUGACGAGUACAAACAAGAAAGAGAUGCUUUAGUAAACAAGGUUCACAAAGGACUGAAACCAAAAGGCAAAAAUGGUUUUCCUAUUACCGGUCCGGAAUUCGCGUCGUUGCUGGAGAUUUUGGUUGAGGCCGCUAACGAGGGAUCGCUAGCUCAGAUCCCCAGCAGGUGGAAUAUCUUCAUAGAAAAGCUCGAGAAGACAGCUAAAGAAGAUUGCUUGUCAUUUUAUGAAGGAGAAAUGGCUUUACUGCACAAGAMGUAUGACAAUGGUCCCAUUCCUCAUCAUGAAUUACAGGACUGGCACCUUGUAGCAUUAAAUAAAUCUACCAAGUUAUUGACGCACUUGUUGUUUGGGCUAGGUCACGUGGUCCAGGAAUCGUUACGUGGUUUGUCAAGGAAGAUUGAUGAGAGCUUUGAGAAAGCCCAUGACAUGAAUACCAAGAAAACCSUGCUGAUGUGUAGUGAUGUCCAACGAACAAUCGAGCUCAAUGCSGAGGAAGAGCUUGCGAAGAUCGUAUUACCUGUCACAUCAUCCAACCUGCAACAAAGCCUCCAAAAUGUACAAAAUAUGUCUCUUUAUGGGUACAGUGCGCGAUUGGCCUAUCUAUCAAACAGCACAGCAUACGAGACGUAUUAUCAAAGGCUUAUCGCCUCUAUCAAAAGCCUUCAGGACUCGGUCACUCUURAGAACAAUCAAGCACUGGAGCAAGUCUUAAAAUAUGCUAUGGACAAAGCAGUUGAGGCAUUUCUUAAGAUGUCAAGGGACAGCUCACCRAGGACUCUCAACGUUCUGCAUAAGACUUUGGACAAUGCCAGGCAGGAAGCUUUCGAGGUGUUUGAAGCAGAGAGUGACAUCGCUGUGCAAGAGACCAUGUUUCUGCCCUAUAAGUCUAUGCUGAAGAGUCAGUUGGAUAAUCACGUGAUAUCAAUAGGCCAGGAAAAUGAGAAUCUUGUUCGACAGCAGGCCACCGCUAAGGUGAGAGAACUGGUACUGGAAUUCAAAGAUAACACUGUUAAAAUAGGACUUCCUCUGAAUGAAACAGACCUGGAAACUAGACUUGUUGCUGAAAAAGAAAGGAUUCAUACAAGCUAUACGAGUUCUCAGGCGGGAUUUGAAGAAUUUGAAUCAAUAAAGACCGUCUUCAAGUCUCUUGAGGAAGCGGUAGAGGAGGUCUGCAAAGAACGUCGUCAUGACAACAUGGUAGCGUACAGUAAAGAAGUAGAGGUACCUCUGUCUACCAGUAAAAAGAUCGUAUUGAUUUCAGCAGACAAUUACGAUACCGAGUUCUCACUGAAACAAUAUAUCCGUCAAGUGUGUCUUCUGAACCUCGACGAAGGUAAACCGAAACACUGGCCGUUGUCUCUUAAGAACACCAUCAUUGACAACUUCAUUGAAACAGACACAGACAUGCGCACUAUUGUCACAUCAAGACGAGGCUUAUGGAAAAAUGUCAAGGGAUUUAUACAAUGGCUGCUUUGGAUUUUUGGGUUAUUUUGAUGACACCGCGUAAAUAAACUACUUUAAGUGCAGGCACAAUACACAAUAAAAAGCGGCUUCGAGAUUUGUUUAUUUAAUUCGGUCAAGUGUAUUKCAGGACACGUAGUUCAGCCAUGUAUUUAUUGCAUCCAAAUGCAAUUAUGCGUCAUAAACCGAUGGAAUUUCAAGUCGUAAUGUUUCAUUGGAGGCUGAAUGUAGUAUUCCUUAUGUAACCGUAAGUUACGGUAAUGAAACAUGCUGUCCAGUAAGAUUCCAGUAGGAUUUUUUUUACUUAUUUCAAAAUGGAAAUGAUAAAGCUGUCUAAGAACAAGAAUUUAAAAGUUCCUUAUUGAUAGUUCUAUAUUUUUGUGUUGUUUAUAAUCCUAUUGAUAUUUAUAUCUUAAURAUAUUUAUAAAUAAAUGUCUCCACUCUUG